Pelobates fuscus (common spadefoot toad) is the source of this 1396-nucleotide messenger RNA. It is a transcript of the gene TM6SF2, whose product is annotated as transmembrane 6 superfamily member 2. Lineage: Eukaryota; Metazoa; Chordata; Amphibia; Anura; Pelobatidae. Gene Ontology annotation, cellular component: endoplasmic reticulum-Golgi intermediate compartment membrane; endoplasmic reticulum membrane. Gene Ontology annotation, biological process: lipid homeostasis; regulation of lipid metabolic process. The transcript is spliced from 10 exons. The coding region runs from base 103 to 1230 and encodes 375 amino acids. The record is from RefSeq and is a predicted model, not a curated record.
UUCUACUACUGAACGAGUUUCCUGUUCUGGGACUCUCCACACUGAGAGAAGUUCAGCUCCCCAUCCCAUCCCAGGCCAGGAGAAACAGGAGCCUCUGCAGAUAUGCGCCUCCAGGAGCCACUGGGGCCCCUGCUACUCUCUCUCACAGCAAUCCCUGUUUCCUAUGUGGUGAAUUCCCUCUCUGCAGUGUCUGACCCUGUCUCUAUAGCAGGGAUCGGUACCCUGGUUCUGCUUGGUUUGCUGCUCUUGUUAGUAUUUUUUGUCCAAGGAGAUCCUCCUAGUGACCCUCUGUUCUAUGUGUUUGCGAUUUUCUCCUUCACAAGUGUCAUUGAUCUUAUCAUAUGGCUGGAAGAAGAUGGGUACAUCAGUGGCUUCAUGGAGUUUUAUAUGAAAGAGGGGGAGCCAUAUCUCCGCACAGCACACGGACUGCUCAUCUGUCUGUGGGAUGGUACCGUGCAUUAUAUACUGUACCUGUUAAUGCUGGCUGCCAUAGCUCGUGGGAGGAGUUACAAGGCUGUGGGACUAUUCUGGUUGGGAUCUCUAGUUAUGAGCAUGCUGGUAUUUCUACCUGGAAAUGUAGUCGGAAAGUAUGGGAAUGAAAUCCGUCCUGCUUUCCUCCUCAACAUCCCAUACUUGUUCCUUCCAUUUUGGGCAGCAAUAAGGAUCUUUCGAGCAAGCCAUGUCCUUCCUAAAAUCCCAAUAGAAAAGGUGGAGAUUUCCCAAAAAGAGACAAUCCUGCAACGUCCGCAGGACUUGGCAUUGAUAGUGUACCUGUUGGCUGCUAUAACAUUUACAAUCUUUAGGGGAAUGCUUGCCCUAGACUGUCCCUCUGAUGCCUGCUUUACAUAUAUCUACCAAUAUGAACCGUAUCUAAGGGACCCAGUGGCUUAUCCCAAAGUUCAGAUGCUGGUCUCUAUGUUCUAUAUUGUACCUCUUCAAUGUUUGUGCAUCUAUGCUCUGCUGGUCCCUGGUUGCUCUUGGAUGUUGGACUGGACCCUGAUAUAUGCUGGCGCAAUUGCUCAAGCCCAGUUUGCUCAUGUGGGAGCUUCACUUUAUCACCGUACCCCGUACACCUACCGUGUACCCCAAGAUUCCUGGUGGGUAUUUAUAAUUUCCAACGUCUUGUACACCUUGGGGCCCCAACUUCUGGCGUACCGAUGCCUGAGGAAACCUGCCUACUUCUUGCGAAUAACAUCUCACUCUCCAGAAGAUGGAAAGAAAAACAAUUAAUGAGAAAAAUGAGAAGGAUAUAAGAGAUGUGUGUACUUGAGAGGUUGAUAGGGGUAAUGUCUUACUUGCUAGUGGGGCCUUAAUGUAUGCCUGCACAAUUCUUAGUGGCUUACACUGCCCCAUAUUGCGCCUCAGGUUUUUGGUUUUUUUAAAGAAGAUGCUGGCC